AGCCGUUGACCAGUUAAAGAGGGAGACCAGAAAGCAUCGCGGAGAGGAUUCGCCGAGACGCCGUUGAACGUUUUGCCUUCUUCGGGGAUUGCAGAACCCACGAGAAACUGAGCUUUCGUUGGAACUGAAAAGUCUCAUUAGAUUCUUAUUUUUUGUUCUUUUUUUUAAAGUCGUUUCACGUAAAGUUUACUUGCGGAUUCAGGCCGGCUAGCAAAGUGCUAACCUACGGAUGGUGGUGGUGAUGCUUGCGGCCGAAGACCCAUCUGCGGACGGGCCUUUAGCCUCCACGCCACGAAGAGGUAUGGAUAGCGUGGACAAAGCAAAUACUGCCACCAAGAAGCUUAUUCAAGCCCGUCUUCCUUUCAAACGUCUUAACACAGAAACCAAGCAAACCAGGGAGACCAAAAGAACCAGACCAGGGUCUUCUGGUCCACCUACUCAUGAGCUCAGUGCUUCUGAUAGGGAGAAUGAAGUAGACGCGACCUCCCUCCUCCUGCCAUCUAGAUCUGGUUUGAUAAAUGGCCGCGGACCCCUCGAUGGUUUUAUGAAACGGGCCAAGUGUCCUCCGGUAAGCACCAUUCCUCCUAUGAUUGACCUAACAGAGGACUCUAAUUCCACUGAUGCUGCCAAACAGCCUCCUGCUCUUGGAGAUGCCUCGUGCCCCCUUAUGGGCGAUGCCACAAAAUCUACCCAGGCUGCCGCGCAGGCGAAAGAAGCCGAAACGUCUCCCAUCAUCCUCUCACCAUCAGAAGUGAGUAAGGAAAUGGCCAAGGCAGAGGAUAGCAUCGCUCUCCUGCAGAUGGACAACACUCUAGAUUCUGAACCUGAGACUGAACAGCAGCAGGAGACUGACAUGAGUCAGGAAAAUGGAUCAUUGGUCUCCCCCAUGUCUACCAGUUCUGCGUCAUUGGUCGAGAGCUCGCCAGAGCCCGUCAAGAGCACACCGACCACACCUGUCUCAGUACCAGGGACGGACGCAGAGCAGAAAAAGGUGAAAAGACGGUCAUUCAAGAGUCCCCAGGAGGUGGGAGAGAGGCAGCGGCAACGGGAGGAGAAGGAACGACAGAAGCAGGAGGCUCGAGCAGCCAAGGAGAAGCAGAGAGAGGAGGCCCGCAGGCUGAAGGAGGACAUGAAGCGGGAGCGGAAGGAGAAGAGAGAUAAAGAGGAGCAGGAGAGGCGGGAGAGGAAAGAAAAGGAUUGUAAAGAGAAGGCAGAGAGACUGCGGGCAAAAGAAGAGCAGCGCAAAGUGAAGAUACAGGCUAAACUUGAAGAGAAGAGAAAGAAAGAAGAAGAAAAACGGUUGAAAGAAGAGAAAGAGCGAAUCAAAGCUGAGAAAGCUGAGAUUACCCGAUUCCUGCAGAAAUCCAAGACUCAGUUAGCACCAAAGACCCUGGCGUCUGUCUGUGGGAAGUUCGCACCCUUUGAGAUCAAAGAACACAUGAUGCUGGCUCCUCUGAACCGAGUGCUGUGUGCAGACGUGCUUCUGGAGGCGCUGGAUCGGCACCUGGCUGAACCAGAUAGCACUCUGGACGGUCUAAGGGACUGGACGGCACACAAGCCCCGCAAGUCAGGCGCAACCAAACCAAGACGCAGGGACUCCACGAGGGACUGUAUAGUGGUUACUGAUGGUCCAAAACCAGAUGAAGUUCCUUACCGCAAACGCUAUGGACGCAUGAAGCUUCUGCAGUUUCACGAAAACUAUCGUCCUGCAUACUGGGGCACCUGGAGCAAAAAGACUACGUCCAUCUCUCCUCGCUGCCCAUUCCGACAGGACAAGGACCUGCUGGACUAUGAGGUGGACAGUGAUGAGGAAUGGGAGGAGGAAGAGCCAGGAGAGUCUCUGUCCCACAGUGAGGGGGAUGAAGACGAUGAAGGAGGGGAUGAUGAUGACGAAGAUGAUGGAUUCUUUGUACCACACGGCUAUCUGUCAGAUGGGGAAGGAGCACUUGAAGAUGAGGAGGGCGGAGAUCCUGAGAAACAGAAGGUGCGACAGCGUCUGAAGGCUCGAGAGUGGGAUGAGCUGAUGGCUGAAAGGAAGCUGAAUGUGCUGGUGCCGGUGGUGGUGGGCUGUGCGUGGCAGGGAGAGGAACCUCCACCAGACCUGUUGCUGCAAUAUGCAGUAUGCAUGCUGGAGCCCCUCCCUGGGGAGGAGCCUAGCACACCCGAGGAAGAAGCAUCAAGUCAACAGAGAAAAGAGCAGUUGCUGUCUCAGCUGCUGCCUUUACUCCAUGGGAAUGUGAACAGCAGUAAGGUCAUCAUCACAGAGUUCCAGGAGUUCUAUCGUCAGCGGUCACCCUCGCUGAACAGCAGCCCUCAGGGCUCUGACACUGUCCCUCCCCGGAUUCACGUGAAGCGAAUCAUAAAGGAGAACGCGGUGUACGAAAAGCGCUCGGCCUACAGGCGCUGCUGCUGGUACGUGCGUGCUGAUGUGCUAGCGCGCUUCAGCCAGGAGGCCCUGCCCGUACCCUGCAGGUGGACCUACCUCACUCCUGGGGCCAGUGUCGCCCGUGACGAGCCCACAGGACAGCUGCCAUGCUCACAGGGCACCUCGCCCACCACACCACAAUCUGCCUCCACUACACCCUCCAACAAGAGGAAGAGCGUCAGAAACCACUCCAUCACCAAGUACAUGAAGAGAUGUGGUGACGCUGAACAGGCUGAGGCGAUGGAAACUGACGGUUUUCAAGCAGACACUGAGGAUGAUGAUGAUGACUGCCUUAUUUUGAGUGAACAACCUGGACCUUUCAAACAAGAUGGCUCAACCCCCCCAACAGAAGCCAAGAGUACAGUGCCAAUGGAUGCAAACACUUGUGAUGCUGCUCUUACCGUCCCCUGCCUCACACCAGCUACAGCCUGAAACCCAACACUCCUGUUCGGUGUGUGCCGGGAGCGGGGGAGGUUAAAGAUUGUAGUCGAGAGUCACAGAUAAUACACAGUAUUAAAGGCCCCUCAAAUGAGCGGUUAUGCCAUUAAAAUGUUAAAUUAAGCUUUAGAUGGUCCAUUGUAAUGUGAGCAGUGGACAGUUUUAAGCUCUAACGAGGCUCUUUUGAAGAGGCAGCUGUGAUGUAAAUUCUUGGUCCCACUGAUGACUGGUGGUAAGGCUUCUGAACAGACCUGAAGAUUCUUCAGGUAUACAGUGGUGAAGGGUUUAAACAAGUCUUUAAAUAUCACAACCCUGUCUGACCAAGAGUAGUAGCUGUCUGCUGGACUUCUAGCUAGUUCACUUUCAGCCUUUUAAAAAGUACAUUUUAAAAAGAAAAAAAAGAAAAGAAAAAAUAUACAUACAUACA
Electrophorus electricus (electric eel) is the source of this 3290-nucleotide messenger RNA. It is a transcript of the gene chaf1a, whose product is annotated as chromatin assembly factor 1, subunit A (p150). The record is from RefSeq and is a predicted model, not a curated record. Gene Ontology annotation, biological process: nucleosome assembly. Gene Ontology annotation, cellular component: nucleus; CAF-1 complex. NCBI's taxonomy places the organism in Eukaryota, Metazoa, Chordata, Actinopteri, Gymnotiformes, Gymnotidae.